ACGCUCUGCCUCUGCCUCUGCAAAUUAACCAGAAACGGAGGAGAGAUGACGGAGGCAAAGGCAACGAGCCUAAGCCGGCCGUCAUCCUCAUUCCGGUUAAAGACACCAUGCCUCAACUGCAUCCGCCUGCGUCGCAUCUUCGAUAUAUUCGACAAGAACGGUGACGGCAUCAUCGCCGUGGAAGAACUAAGCCAAGCCCUUGACCUCCUUGGUUUGGAAAGCGAUCCAUCGGAGAUUGAAUCCAUAAUCCGAUCCUAUAUAAGGCCUGGCAACAGUGGCCUCGCCUUCGAAGACUUCGACGCCUUGCACAAGUCGCUCGACGACACCUUCUUCGGCAACAACAACAACAACAACAACAACAACAGCAAUGACAGCGCUACGUGUCCAUGUGGUGGUGGUGGUGAUAUUGCAGGAGAAGGAGAAGCAGAACCAUCGGUUCAGGAAGAGGCGGAUCUGACGGAGGCUUUCAAGGUGUUUGACGAAGAUGGUGACGGAUUCAUAUCGGCCAUGGACUUGCAGGUGGUACUCAGGAAACUUGGGAUGCCUGAAGGUAGAGACUUCGGUCGUGUUGAACGUAUGAUCCUCUCCGUUGACCGUAACCAAGAUGGUCUCGUUGACUUCUAUGAAUUCAAGGACAUGAUGCACAACGUCAUGGUUCGUACCUCUUGAAAUUACGAUUUUACUAAAUGAAUAAAUGGUG
This is a messenger RNA of Telopea speciosissima, 700 nucleotides long. Its product is annotated as calcium-binding protein CML42-like. The record is from RefSeq and is a predicted model, not a curated record. Lineage: Eukaryota; Viridiplantae; Streptophyta; Magnoliopsida; Proteales; Proteaceae. The transcript has a single exon. Gene Ontology annotation, molecular function: calcium ion binding. Bases 46 to 669 code for a protein of 207 amino acids.